UUCCAAGAGUCUGGUUUUGGUAAAGCUCAGAUCGAUGAGGUGGUGCGUCCGAGUCGAUGUCCGUCGUCGGCGACGAAGAGAUGGAUGGGCUCCGAGCGGCGUAAUUGGCCCGAUUUGACUCAUCGGGUGGGUCUCGCUUGAUCGUUCCCAGAGUCCGUCACGUCACUGACACUGAGACACCGUAACCAUUCGAUAUCGAGUCCGACUCGUCUCUCCGUCCCACCGAACCGCAGAUCAUCUGGCCCCAUUUCUCUCUGCAUUGCCUUAUAUCCUCACCUCCUCUCCGUCUCUCUAGCUUUCUGUACUUUGUAAAAAAGCUUUGGGCGAAUCUCCAAUGGCGACAGCUGCUCUGAGCCCCUCCGACGCCGAGAAGCUCUCCAAGCUCAAGUCCGCCGUCGCUGGACUUGACCAGAUCAGCGAGAACGAGAAGACUGGAUUCAUCAACCUUGUGAGCCGAUAUCUCAGCGGCGAAGCUCAACAUGUUGAAUGGAGCAAGAUCAACACCCCUACCGAUGAGGUGGUGGUUCCGUACGACAACUUGGCACCAACUCCUGAAGAUCCUUCGGAGACCAAGAAGCUCUUGGACAAACUGGUCGUCCUGAAGCUCAACGGAGGCCUCGGGACUACAAUGGGUUGUACUGGUCCAAAGUCUGUCAUUGAAGUUCGUAAUGGUUUAACCUUUCUCGACUUAAUUGUCCAGCAAAUUGAGAAUCUCAAUUCCAAAUAUGGCUGUAGUGUUCCCUUGCUCCUAAUGAACUCAUUCAACACCCAUGAUGACACACAGAAGAUUGUUGAAAAAUACUCCAAUUCAAACAUUGAGAUUCAUACUUUUAACCAGAGCCAGUAUCCUCGCCUAGUUAUUGAAGAUUUCAUGCCACUGCCAUCCAAAGGACAGACUGGCAAAGAUGGAUGGUAUCCUCCUGGCCAUGGUGAUGUUUUCUCGUCCUUAAUGAACAGUGGCAAGCUUGAAGCAUUACUUGCAAAGGGUAAGGAGUAUGUCUUUGUUGCCAACUCAGAUAACUUGGGCGCUAUUGUUGACCUGAAAAUUUUAAACCAUCUGGUCAACAACAAGAAUGAGUACUGCAUGGAGGUGACACCAAAGACCUUGGCUGACGUUAAGGGUGGUACACUCAUCUCCUAUGAAGGAAAGGUGCAGCUCCUUGAGAUUGCUCAGGUCCCCGAUGAACAUGUUAGUGAAUUCAAAUCCAUAGAGAAGUUCAAGAUUUUCAACACCAACAAUUUGUGGGUGAACCUCAAGGCAGUCAAGAGGCUGGUCGAGGCAGAUGCACUCAAGAUGGAAAUCAUUCCAAACCCAAAGGAAGUCGAUGGAAUCAAAGUUCUUCAGCUGGAAACUGCUGCUGGUGCUGCGAUUAGGUUCUUUGAUCGUGCUAUUGGUAUUAAUGUACCACGAUCUCGGUUCCUCCCAGUCAAGGCAACUUCAGAUCUGCUUCUUGUUCAGUCUGACCUAUACACCUUAGCUGAUGGCUUGGUGAUCCGAAAUAGUGCUAGAACAAAUCCUGCCAAUCCAUCGAUUGAGUUGGGACCUGAGUUCAAGAAGGUUGGCAACUUCUUGGGUAGAUUCAAGUCAAUUCCGAGCAUCAUUGGACUUGAUAGUCUUAAGGUUUCCGGUGAUGUAUGGUUCGGUGCUAACGUCACUUUGAAGGGGAAGGUCACUAUUUCGGCAAAACCCGGGGUGAAGUUGGAAAUUCCGGAUGGAGCUAUCCUGGAAAACAAGGAAAUCAAUGGCCCGGAGGACAUCUAGGACAAUCCUUUGCAUAUCUCUCUAACGUGCACUUUUCUGUGAGACAUUCAAGUCGUGAACAUUGGAGUGAUUAGUCUGGAAAAUAAAGUGAAAAGUUUGAAGAAACAAUCAAGAGUGUUUCGGACUGUAUAGGCGAAGUGAUUUUGCCAAUUUUUGAAGCGAAUAAAUUAUCCGCGAGACUUCAAUUUUUCUAAUACGGGUUUCUACCGA
Punica granatum (pomegranate) is the source of this 1972-nucleotide messenger RNA. The record is from RefSeq and is a predicted model, not a curated record. NCBI's taxonomy places the organism in Eukaryota, Viridiplantae, Streptophyta, Magnoliopsida, Myrtales, Lythraceae.